Messenger RNA from Talaromyces stipitatus ATCC 10500, 969 nucleotides. RefSeq lists its product as uncharacterized. Lineage: Eukaryota; Fungi; Ascomycota; Eurotiomycetes; Eurotiales; Trichocomaceae. Gene Ontology annotation, molecular function: methyltransferase activity. The record is from RefSeq and is a predicted model, not a curated record. The transcript has 2 exons. The coding region runs from base 1 to 969 and encodes 322 amino acids.
AUGCAGACCAUCUACGAAGAAGAAUCGUCGGAUUCCGGCACCGAAGCAGAUAAUGAAAAAGACAACGGUUCAGAUAGUACCACCGUCACCCCUUCUGUGACUGAUUACGUCUACGAGAACGGGCGUCGUUAUCACCGUUUCCGCGAAGGCUCGUAUCCUCUUCCGAACGACGAGAGUGAGCAGGAACGUCUCGAUCGGUGCCAUAAACUCUGGACGCGGGUAAUGAAAGGUCGGCCGUGGAAGGUACCUGUUGACUCUCCGCAGAAAGUGCUGGACAUUGGCUGUGGGACUGGGGCAUGGGCCAUCAUGAUCGCGGAUAUGUUCCCUAAUGCAAGGGUGAUUGGAACUGAGUUAAGCCCCAUCCAGCCAUCUAUGGUGCCGCUCAACGUCAGAUUCUAUAUCGAAGAUGCAGAGGAUGAAUGGACCUUUGACAAGGGAUUUGAUCUUGUCCAUGGACGUAUGUUGGCUGGUAGUAUCCAUGACUGGACAAAGUUCUUUGGACAGGCAUUCGCUCAGUUGAAACCAGGUGGUUGGCUGGAGAUGAAUGAGAUCGAGGCCAAGUUUUACUACCAAAAUGAAAAUGACGAGAGAUGCGUCCAGCUAGAUAUGUUGACUCAGGUCUUCAAUAGAGAGAGCACAAAUUUUGGAAAGGGGUUCAAUGAUGUGCUGCUUAUGCCAGAAGCUAUGCGGAACGCUGGUUUCGAGGAUAUCACCAUUGACAUACAAAAGGUUCCAAUCGGCCAAUGGCCCGAAAACUACUCUACGAAAGAUUUGGGCUUGAGAGUGCAAGCUGCCGCUAUAGAAGCUAUAGAGCCGUAUAUACUCGCUAUCGGUACCAGAGUUGUGGAAGACCCAGCCUGGUCUAUCAGAGAGAUUGUCCGUGCAUCGCAGAUGUCACUUCACAAUCGGAACUAUCAGCUAUACGUCCAGGCUCAUUUUAUUUGGGGUAGGAAGCCGAAUUAUUCUUAG